AUGAACCUGUUAAAGCAUGUCCAGAGGAGAGCCAUGGAGCUGAGUAUUGAGCAGGCCCAGGCUGUGGCGGAGCAGGUGGAGAUGAAAGCGAAGGUGGUACAGUCUGAAGUCAAGGCAGUGACCACCAGACAUAAGAAGGCCUUGGAGGAGCGGGAGUGUGAGCUGCUCUGGAAGGUGGAAAAGAUUCGCCAAGUCAAGGCUAAGUCACUCUACUUGCAAGUUGAAAAGUUACGUCAGAACCUAAACAAGCUAGACAACACGAUCAGUGCUGUCCAGCAGGUCCUGGAGGAGGGUCGUACCAUGGAUAUUCUUCUGGCUCGGGACCGCAUGCUGUCUCAGGUGCAGGAGCUGAAGAAUGUGAGAGCCUUUCUCCAGCCACAGGAAGAUGACAGGAUCAUGUUCACUCCCCCUGACCAAGCAUUGUACAUGGCCAUUAAAUCAAUGGGCUUUGUUAGCAGUGGGGCUUUUGCUCCCCUGACCAAAGCCACCGGGGAAGGCCUCAAGCGUGCGCUUCAGGGCAAAGUGGCCUCUUUCACAGUGAUAGGCUAUGACCAUGACGGCGAGCCUCGCCUUUCGGGAGGAGACAUGAUCUCUGCAGUGGUGAUGGGCCCCGAUGGAAACCUUUUUGGGGCAGACGUCAGUGAUCAGCAGAACGGGACCUACCUGGUCAGUUACCGUCCACAGCUAGAGGGAGAGCACCUGGUGUCCGUGAUGAUGUGCAACCAACACAUUGAGAACAGCCCCUUCAAAGUUGUAGUAAAAUCUGGGCGCAGCUACAUAGGCAUUGGGCUGCCGGGACUCUCUUUUGGCAGUGAGGGAGACAGUGAUGGCAAACUCUGCCGUCCCUGGGGAGUCAGUGUAGACAAAGAGGGCUACAUCGUUGUUGCUGAUCGCAGUAAUAACCGCAUCCAGGUGUUCAAACCGUGCGGGACCUUUCAUCACAAGUUUGGCACACUGGGCUCCCGGCCCGGCCAGUUUGACCGCCCUGCUGGCGUGGCCUGCGACAUCUCACGCAGAAUCGUUGUGGCCGACAAGGACAAUCAUCGCAUCCAGAUCUUCACGUUUGAGGGGCAGUUCAUUCUGAAGUUUGGGGAGAAAGGAACAAAGAACGGGCAAUUCAAUUACCCGUGGGAUGUAGCUGUCAACACAGAGGGCAAGAUCCUGGUCUCUGACACUAGGAACCAUCGUGUUCAGCUGUUCGGGCCCGACGGGGUGUUCCUGAACAAGUACGGCUUUGAAGGGGCACUCUGGAAGCACUUUGAUUCCCCAAGAGGUGUGACUUUCAAUCACGAGGGCCACUUGGUAGUGACGGACUUCAACAACCAUCGUCUUCUGGUCAUCCAUCCUGACUGCCAGUCGGCACGCUUCCUGGGCUCAGAGGGCACUGGGAACGGCCAGUUCCUGCGCCCGCAGGGUGUGGCGGUGGACCAGGAGGGGCGCAUCAUCGUGGCUGAUUCCAGGAACCACCGGGUGCAGAUAUUCGAGUCAAACGGGAGCUUUUUAUGCAAGUUUGGCACUCAGGGAAGCGGCUUUGGUCAGAUGGACCGUCCUUCAGGUAUAGCCAUCACCCCUGAUGGCAUGAUUGUUGUGGUCGACUUCGGAAACAAUCGAAUUCUUGUCUUCUAAUCUGUGUUUGAAUUAGGAAGAAACUGUCUCAGGGAAAUUCUUCGAAGAGAAAAUGAAAAAAUACAACGUUAAUUCAAACCUACCUCAUCUUUAAUUUUUUUACAGAUGAAUGUACUUAUCUUUUCUGCAGGGAGUGAGCCUGUAAAAUUGAAUUCUAUCUACCUCAUUGUUCUCCCUUUCCUCCUGGGUUUCUUGCCCCCUUCCGAUCCCCACGCACUCACAGUUCAGAAUGUUUUACCUCUCCCCCAACAGGGUUUCAUGCACAAACAAGUGUUGCUGUGCACAUUAGGUGGUUUGUGAGGUGAGUUCUGUAGACUGAGCCAAAAAAGGCUCUGUGUAACUCUUAAUGGAGAAAAUGGUAGUAGAUGCUCAUAGAGAAUUUGUUCUUGACCAUACUGCAGUUCUGUGGGUGGGGAUGUGGGAAGGGGGGAUUUUUUUUUUAAUUGCUGCUGCAGCAGAGAACUUUUUCCUGUUCUCCUUUUUAUACCUCAGUGUGUUUGAUUUACUGGUGAGCACAGCGUCUUGUUCCCAGAUGACUUUGAGCGUUUUGUGAGAGUAGAGUUUGCUUGCCGGGAAGAGCAAGUUUGCAUCUUUUUGGCAUUUGUGUAUUUUUUUUUUUGAAACGCAGUAAUCCAACAGCACAAAGUAAAACUGAUGAAAAUGCACAAAAAUUAUUUUAAACCAAAUUGUUCAUUUUAGUGGCUUAGUGCAGUCUUGUAAUGUUUAGAUAAAAAUCUUCCCUUUAAUGUAUCCUAUCAUUGAGUAUUUCUUUUUACCCUUUUCACCUGAAAGCUAAAUUAGUUUUUAAAAGUUACUGUUUCUUUUAUCAGUGCACCUAAUCUGCGUAACAGAGGAGAUUACAAGGAGCAUUGAAACAGGGAAAACCCUUUUGAUUUAUUUUCUUGUGAAAUAGCUUUUUUUUUUUUGUCCCCCAUCCCCAUAGUGAGACUUUAAGGGAAUAGAGUUUGAUGGGUUUGUUAAAACAGAAGUGGUACCUUUUUCCAAAACUAAGAAGUAAAGCACAGCUUUGGAGAUUCAGGGUGUGUUUUGGAGAAUUCAGCAGGUUUUUGUGUUUAAAGAGGGUUGCAGUAACUCUCAGUGACAAAUGUUUUUACAUCUUCUGGCUUCCCCAAAGAGCUGGACUGAAAAAUUCAGGAAGGUCUACUGUAGUUUUUAGGGCAGGGUGGCCCUGGAGUUCUAUUGUACCUCUUGCUACAGAUCCAAGUGAAAAGUUGCCAGUACUAGCAUAAGGCAAACUGCAUCAAGAUGAGACUUUGCUGCUUUUUUUU
Merops nubicus (carmine bee-eater) is the source of this 2915-nucleotide messenger RNA. RefSeq names its product tripartite motif containing 71, E3 ubiquitin protein ligase (gene TRIM71). The record is from RefSeq and is a predicted model, not a curated record. Gene Ontology annotation, biological process: protein polyubiquitination; proteasome-mediated ubiquitin-dependent protein catabolic process. The coding region runs from base 1 to 1626 and encodes 541 amino acids. Gene Ontology annotation, molecular function: ubiquitin protein ligase activity; protein binding. The transcript is spliced from 3 exons. Lineage: Eukaryota; Metazoa; Chordata; Aves; Coraciiformes; Meropidae.